CCCAGCCCCCGGGAAUCUCCAUUUUGGCUGCAGGUGUAGGCCAGGCCAGAGCCUACGGAAGAGCGGAACGGAGUUACCGCCAUUCGGAGAGCUGAGCCGGCUCACUGCACUCACCCCGCCUUCCUUCGCACGCAGGAGCCUCAGGCACUACUCAUGGCGGGCCUGGAAGUACUGUUCGCAUCGGCAGCGCCGGCCAUCACCUGCACGCAGGACGCGCUCGUCUGCUUCUUGCACUGGGAAGUGGUGACACACGGCUACUACAGCUUGGGUGCCAGUGACCAGCCACGUCCCGAUGAUAAGAAAUCAGAACUGCUGCCAGCUGGAUGGAACAACAAUAAAGACCUCUAUGUCCUCCGGUAUGAGUCUAAGGAUGGGUCCAGAAAGCUCCUUGUGAAAGCUGUCACCGUGGAGAGCAGCAUGAUCAUCAACGUGCUGGAAUAUGGCACACAGCAAGUGGCAGACUUGACCCUGAACUUAGAUGAUUAUAUCGAUGCAGAACACUUGGGUGACUUCCACAGGACGUACAAGAACAGUGAGGAGCUUCGGUCUCAUAUUUUUUCUGAAAUCAUCACACCUAUCCAAGAGCAGUGGGAGAAGGCUAAUGUAAACAGUCCCCCUCGGGAGUUCCCCCCUGCUACCGCCAGUGAGGUGGACCCACUCCGGAUUCCUUCACACCACCCUCACAGCAGCCGGCAGCCUCCCUGGUGUGAUCCCCUGGGCCCAUUUGCUGUCGGGGGAGAAGACCUAGACCCCUUUGGGUGUCGGAGAGGUGGCAUGAUUGUGGAUCCUCUGAGGUCUGGCUUCCCAAGAGCACUUAUUGACCCAUCGUCAGGCCUCCCAAAUCGGCUUCCUCCAGGUGCUGUGCCCCCAGGAGCUCGCUUUGACCCCUUUGGACCCAUUGGGACCAGCCCAUCUGGCCGGAGGCCUGACAGACGUGGGCAGUGAUGAGCCCUUGUGCUGGAGUGGAAAGAGCAUCAUAGAGCACCAGGCUAAGAGGCACGGAAUCAAGGCGCUAGUUACUUCCACUCCACAGCUAGCCUUUCAUCCAUGGCGGGUCCAUUUAUUUCUCCACUCUUUGGAUUCUCUUCCUCAAUUAGGAUGUAUGACUUAUCCAUAGGCAGCAGACUUUUCUGAGGUGUCUGCUAGGCGAUUUUCUAUAGCCUAAGAUUGAUUGCUCAGGUGAGAGUGAGUAGUAAACUAACCUGACACUUAAGCCUAGGGUCUCAGAUAGAGGCUACGCCUAGGUGGACAGGCUGGCAUGAGAAGCUCCCUAGGGAUUUCUGGCAGACCCAUGCCUAUCACUGAUUUAGUAAAAGACCGCAGAGACAGGGGAGCUGACCACUUUGAAGCCUUUAGAACAUCUUUGUUCUAGAGAAAGACCCAGAGAUCAGACCAAGGUGCAAAUGCAGUCACUGAUCAUCACCUUCAUCCUUGAAGGCUGGCAGAUGAAUGGAAUGUUUUGUUUCAGAAUUGGACCAUACCUUCAACCAAAAGGACUUAGAACAUGUUCUCAUAAAAACAUCCUUUAUUAUAAAAGGAAGUAUUUAAAGGGAUAUCAGACUAGAGACCACCAGACAGAGUGGGGAAAGUAUAUAACUUCUAAGACUUUGAGAUUUGAGGAAAAGGCAAAGCUUAAUCAAUUUUCCACUGAGAUUUUCUAGUGGCAAAGGUCAAAAAAAUAGUCAUACAUAAUUCUGUUCUCUGGAAACAAAAUGUAGUGAUUCGUCUGUAGAAUCAGCCAUUUUUUGUGGGGGUCUUCUUGCAUCAAGGACAUGGAGGAGUGUAGAUGAUGUGUUAGACAUUAUCUGGUAGGAAGUAAGUGGGGCCUCUAGGAACUUCCAGGCCAACCUGUUGGUGCUUGUUUUGGUUUGGGCCACUUCUCUCCUUUAAGAUAUGAGUAAUCACCAAGCAGCAAGUGGAAAUAUUUCAGGUGCAUGUGUUGUAGAACCAAAAAGAUUGGAGCCUUAACAAUAAACAUCAGCAUUUAAUAACUGAUUCUUUUUUUAAAUAACAGCUUUACUGAGAUAUAAUUCAUAUACCCUUAAAAGUUCACCCUCUUAAGGUAUACAAUUUGGUAUAUUCACAGUGUUGUACAUCCAUCACCAUAUAUAAUUCCUGAACAUUUUCACCACCUCCAAAAGAAACUUCAUAUCUAUUAUCAGUGACACCCCCAUUCCCCUUCCUCCCUGCCCCAGGCAACCACUAACAUCUAUCUCUAAGAGCUGUCUAUUCUGGACAGUUCUCAUAAAUGGAAUCACUUGAUACCUGGCCUUUGGUGUCUGGCUUCUUUCACUUAGCAUAGUAUUUUCACAAUUCAUUCACGAGCAUGUAGCAGUAUUUCAUUCCUUUUUAUAGCUGAAUAAUACAUUGUGUGGACAUAUUACAUUUGUUUAUCCAUUUAUCGGUUGAUGGGCAGUUGCAUUGUUUCUGCUUUUCAGCUGUAUUAUAAAUAAUGUUGCUAUGAACAUUCAUGUACAAGUUUUUGUGUUUUCAUUUCACUUGAGUCUGUACCAAGGAUUGUGAUUGCUGGAUCACAUGAUAACUUUAAGUUUUACUUUUUGAGGAACUGCCAGGCUGUUUUACACGGUAGCUACAUCAUUUUCCAUUCCCACCAGUAAUGUGUGAGGUUCUAGUUUCUCCACAUCCUCACCAACACUUGUUAUUCUUCAUGCUUACAGCUAUUCUAGUGAGUGUGAAGUGGCAUCUCACUGUGGUUUUGUUCUCCAUUUUUUUUUUUUUUUGGCCAGGAUCAGGUUUGAACCCGCCACCUCCAGUAUAUGGGGCCAGCACCCUACUUCUUUGAGCCACAGGCACCACCCAUUGUCCUCCAUUUUUUUAAGCGGGAGAACUUUGACCUAGACCAAGCGAGGCAGAGACCAGAGCCAGUCCCCCUUGGGGAGCAGACUAUGGUUUUGUUAAUAUCCACUGUCAGAUGACCAUCACUGAUGAGCUACAAAGGAGUUGGGUUUGACUUUUGGAGGUGGUUCUGGGUUGUGUGUGAUAUGGAGCACAUCAUCUCUAGGGAAGUUCUAUGACCUUUCUAGGUCUAGAGCCGUGUUUUUCAACCUUUUUUAUCUUACAGCACACUUGAACCUAUAGUUAAAUUUCCAAGGCACACUUAAAUGAUAUUGAUAAAAAAAAAAAAAGUGAAAAAAAUACUGUGCUUUGAACUUCUUUUGAAAAUAAAUUAAUGGUCUUUAAAAUUUUUCAUGGCACACCUAUCCUCUUACAGCACACCAGUGUGCCAUAACACACCAGUUGAAAAUCACUGGUCUAGAGAGAUUCACAGCAUCACUUUGGUCAUUGUUUAUCCAGUGACUUUAAAAGUAGAGCAAAAGUCUGUUUCUAAAUCAUUGUCUUUUGAUGCUGAAAUGCUGUAGUUCACUUGAACUGUUCCAGCCCCUACACCCCACCUUCUGCUCCUCGGCUUACCUCCUUCCCAGUUCUUAAAGGCCAGCUGUGUUUCUCCCUCAUUUACUGAUUAAUAAGCUCUUAUCAUGAGUCUUUUACGCUUACAAUGGAAACUACAUUCAUUUGCUGCAUGGUCAGUACCUAUUGACAUAUAGUUAGAAAAUGGCUAGUAAGUCCCACACACCCUCACUCUUUGGAACCCAGCUUCCCUCAUGGCCUGUCUUUCUAACAUCAUCUGUUACUACCAUGCCUCUUCCCAGGAAGAAAAUUGGAAUCUGUAGAGAAUUUCACAUUUUCUAUUACCUGUUCACCUAAUCUCGGCUGCUUUGAUACAAUUCUGAUAAGACAGGUCUCCCUGCUAAGGAGAGGAAAGAUUCCCUACAUGCAUUUCCCCAGUUUUCUGUCAUAACACUUGGAUGCGUAUAGGUCACUAUCAACUUUCUGCACCAAAGUAGAGACUCCAAGGCAGGUUUCUAAAGCCCCAGCUCUUGAUUGCCUUUAGGAUAACACAAGGCACAACCUUAGUCACUCCAGCCGUGCUUGGCCCUGACUCUACCCUGAACCGUGGAUCAGAGGCAAGGGUGGCAGGCAGGAUGGUGGGCAGUGGGAGGUGGUGAGACCCAGGUGACUGAGGAGAGACCUUAGAAUUCACAAAGCAAGUGAGAAGAGGUUUGAGCAGCCCACUGGUGGGAAGCGUAAAGGGGAAGACCUACCCUGUUUCCCCGAAAAUAAGACAGUGUCUUAUUUUAAGGUGUGCUCCCAAAGAU
Messenger RNA from Nycticebus coucang (slow loris), 4178 nucleotides. RefSeq names its product proteasome inhibitor subunit 1 (gene PSMF1). The record is from RefSeq and is a predicted model, not a curated record. NCBI's taxonomy places the organism in Eukaryota, Metazoa, Chordata, Mammalia, Primates, Lorisidae. Gene Ontology annotation, molecular function: proteasome binding; endopeptidase inhibitor activity. Gene Ontology annotation, biological process: proteasome-mediated ubiquitin-dependent protein catabolic process. The transcript has 7 exons. The coding region runs from base 154 to 945 and encodes 263 amino acids.